Podarcis lilfordi (Lilford's wall lizard) is the source of this 321-nucleotide messenger RNA. NCBI's taxonomy places the organism in Eukaryota, Metazoa, Chordata, Lepidosauria, Squamata, Lacertidae. The record is from the annotation of a GenBank genome assembly.
AUGUUUCCUUCGAUGAAGGUGCCAUGGUCUGAUCACUAUGCUCUGAAAGCCAGGAUUGACGUUCCACCCCCACCCUGCUUAGGUGGCGAGCCGAUUUGGGCUUGCCCGCAGAGGCUGAUGGACCCUGAUAGAUUCCAUCAAGCCUUGUGGGACCUUGCUCCCCCUGGCGACUCAUUGACUGAGCUUGUUGAGGGCUGGAAUACCCAGCUCCUGGCAGCCAUCAAUGAGAUCGCACCUAAGCGCCCUCUGCGACCCCGCAGAAACAGGGCUCCCUGGUUUACCGAGGAGCUCCGGAAAAUGAGCGGGACCUCAGACGGCUAG